Drosophila mauritiana is the source of this 2781-nucleotide messenger RNA. Its product is annotated as cell wall protein DAN4. Bases 331 to 891 code for a protein of 186 amino acids. The record is from RefSeq and is a predicted model, not a curated record. The transcript has 5 exons. Lineage: Eukaryota; Metazoa; Arthropoda; Insecta; Diptera; Drosophilidae.
CGUUUUUUCAGAGGCGCCGCUGCCAACGCCGCUGCCGGCGUACACGGCGCGCUUUGUCUCGAGCUUUAGUCGCUUGUGUGUGAUAAAAUCACGUUAGUAAUCAAUUGCAGGCCCAACAGCCCAGACCACAAAGAGAAGCAGUCGCAGUCAGUCGCACCACCGAUCCACGAUCCACUGAUCCACCGAUCCACGCAAUUGUUGCUGUUUCUUUUUUAGACAAAAAAGAGAUAUAUUUUUUUUUGGGCUGUUUAAAUUUUGGCCAAAACGCCACACCCACACACUCCCACGUCCCGCUCACACACACACACACACGCACGCGACAGAGACAGCAUGAGGCAGCCAAGUAGACAGCACAUCCUGGCGCUCCUGAUCCUCGGCAGCGCCGCCUGCCUCAUUAGCGCCGUACCGCUCCCGCAGCCCGCCAACGGCAACUCCGAGCUGGACGUCCUCCAAAUCCCGCUUGCCAAUGGCAAGGAAAUCGAUGUCUUGACAUUGGGCGCCAAAGACCAAGAAUCAUUGAUAGCCGAUCGCAACAAACGAACGAUUGGACUGCUGCGCGAACUUUUCCCCGACAUCACCAAGCAAAUCGACGAGCAGGCGAACCGCAUUAUCUCGAAGCUGCUGAGAACUUUGGGACCCACCGUUCUGCGUACCGCCAUCCAGGGAAAUACUGCAAAUGCGGCCAGGACCAGUUUCGAUGCGGACUUCGAUGAUGAUGACGAUGAGAGCUCUAAGAGCAGCAGCAGCACCUCCACCACAUCCGGUGGUGAUAGUGGCACCCGUGUGACCAUCGAACUCCCCACCUUCGAACCCGAUGAUGACAACGAGAUCGAUGCAGAAAAGAGCAGCGACAGCAGCUCCACCAGUACCACAACCACUGAGUCCACCUAAACACUACAACAGCCACCCAACCACCCUCUGCAAAUUUUGAAAUAAAUAUUAAAGGAGAAUGAUAAAAUGAAAGUGAAGUUCUCAUUGAAUUGGCAUUGUUAACCAACACUUGAUUGUUUUGAAAUUACCUUUAGCACACUAGUUUUCAGAACACACGCAUACUCACCAGUUUUCUCUCUCUGUCUCUUGUUUUCCACCUACAUGUCUCCCUCGCUCGCUCUCCGUUCUCCUCUCACACUUCCUCUAUAGCGCUCUUUUCCAUCUUUUCGUUCAACUUUCCUUUGCAUCUACUUUUAAACUAUUUGCUAUAUUUUCUGUUCCAACCUAUCCUGCCUUCUCAUGCGCACCCUCAUUCCACUUAGGUUAGUAGGUGUUUUUUACAAAUUAAAAUUUAUAUAUUCUACAUUUAUAUUGUAUUAGUUUUGUAAGUCAUUUUUUAAUACAUUUCCAAAUAUACCGAUAUAAUUGUAUCCUUUGCGACUUUUUGCUUAAACCUGAAUAAUCACGUUUUUAGUGAUCUCAAAACUUUAUAAAUUGUGUCUAAAAGCCUGCAUCUUUGUAUAUACCACAUUAAUACUCCCCUUCCUGCUCUAAGACACAUUUUUUGUGAGUUUUGAUAUACCUAGAGAUUUUUGAAACCCCGAAAAAAAUCCAUUUACACUUUUGGUGCCAAGACAGACUCGAAAAAAAGCGUGUAAAAUACCCAUUAAUCUCCAUUGGUCACUUUUGAUGCCAAGGUAACUUGUAGGUUUGGUUGGGUGUUUUUCUCACCACAGCACUCGUCUGAACACUCAACACACUUACGAGUGCAUUCACAUACUUAGCUUUCUUUGCUAUCAUCCCCAGAUAUAUUCGAUACUCAGUGUACUCAUUUCCGCACUCAUUUCGCCGUCCUCGUUUUCCGCCCGCCGCAGAAUAAAGAAGCAAAAACAAAAGAGUUGACAAGGAUUUUCAUUUAUUUUUUGUUGGCAAAGAAAGAGAUUCAAUUGUUAUCUUUUUAGAACCUUAACGCCUAAAUAAAACCCAAGGAAGCGUGAACGAUAGUCGAUGUCUGAUAAAGUGGAUUUCUAGACUAAGCGCUCCUCUCUAACUCUCUCUAUCUCUUUCAAUCUGUGCUGUCUCGCUCCUUUUGUUUUUCUCUUUUGCUUAUUUUUGUAUCUUUUUCUCUUUAUUUUCAUGUUCCAUUAAAACCCGAUUCGAUUUGUGCAAUGCAAAUAACUCACCACCAAAACAAUCAAAUCAAUCAAAAAAUUACGAACAACGAUCCACCGAAAACUGAUAACCGAUAACGAUAACUGACAACCGCAAAUGUAUACACAAAUACAUCGAACGCAUUUGUGCACGUAUUCGAUAACUGCCCAUCAAUCAAUCAAUCGAUCGAUUUCGAAACCACAAUCGACAACAAAAAUCGCCUGUGCAAAUGAUCAACCAAAACCACCUAACCUCUUUGUCUCCACCUAACCUCACAUUCACCCUAACCUCACAAACUAUAAAAUAACCUGACUUUUCGUGAACUCACCAAAUCCGAAAACACUGAAAAAACGAAAACAAAACGAAACGAAACACACACAAAACAUACUGUUGAACACACAUAACUCGUCUCCAAAUCCUACGCUUUGCCUUUCCCUCCACCCCUCCACCUUGGGCUUUCCUACCACCCCUUGAACCAACCACUAUCCUCCCCUCCCCCAUCCUUUCCCCACACGCACAUAAUCAACGUCCAAAUUCCAAAUUUCUAAACAAACACGCACAAUAAAAAACAAUGCAACAAAUGCCCUACCAAAAAUAUUACAAAAAUCAAAUGACAAAAAUUCAAAACGAAAAAACCCAAAAGAAUGGAGCCACCGAUACCCAGAUCGAUUUGUCGGCCAUCAACAAGCAAUUGGAGGA